This is a messenger RNA of Bursaphelenchus xylophilus (pine wood nematode), 430 nucleotides long. The record is from the annotation of a GenBank genome assembly. Lineage: Eukaryota; Metazoa; Nematoda; Chromadorea; Rhabditida; Aphelenchoididae.
AUGAGUCCAUGGAGCCCGGCACAUCGCGCUCUGACCCCAACAUUGAUUCACCAGGUAUGGAAGUGUUUUCAGAAAAUGUAAGAUUUCUCUUUUUGUGCCCAGUUUAUAGAUUAAUCGCCAUGUGGUGUUGUGUGAGACAUCCUAGCGGACGUUGGAAAGAAGAAAUCGGGAAAUUCUAUAGUCGAAAAAGGGCACUUGUCGGUUCAUUAUUGCAUCAUUUUGCAUGGACCGAUGGAGAAACGCAAGAAAAGCUGAACCAGAAGAAGAGAAUCAACAUAAAGCUAGCUGAGAACUUCAGGAAGGUUCCGUUGAAUGUAAUGGAUGAGUCCAUGGAGCCCAGCACAUCGCGCUCCGACCCCAACAUUGAUUUACCAGCUAUGUAAGUGUCUUCAGAAAAUGUAAGAUUUCUCUUUUUGUGCCCAGUUUAUAG